Messenger RNA from Gambusia affinis (western mosquitofish), 2195 nucleotides. It is a transcript of the gene eloal, whose product is annotated as elongin A, like. The coding region runs from base 56 to 2029 and encodes 657 amino acids. The transcript is spliced from 11 exons. The record is from RefSeq and is a predicted model, not a curated record. Gene Ontology annotation, cellular component: nucleus; elongin complex. Gene Ontology annotation, biological process: transcription elongation by RNA polymerase II. Lineage: Eukaryota; Metazoa; Chordata; Actinopteri; Cyprinodontiformes; Poeciliidae.
AUCAAUGGGCGCGCGCUGCCCGGUGUGCGCAAGCGGUUGCACGUGAACCGUCGUGAUGGCCAGAAGCUCAGAUGUGGUGAAGAAAAUCAUGCGGUUCAAGCUUCAGCUGUCAGACAAAGCAAAACCUACAACGGUUAUAAAGAUUUUGCAGAAGCUAAAGAAUCUGAAUAUCACACUAGAUAUUCUUUCUGAAACUGGAAUUGGCAAAACGGUUAACUCCCUGAGGAGACACAAACAAGCGGGAGAAUUUGCCAAGUUGCUAGUUAAAGGCUGGAAGAAAUUGGUUCCAAAGGAAUCCACAAGCCAUGGUGAUAAUGCAGAAUGGUUGGAUAGUGUUUCUGGUAAAAACAAAGAGGAUGAUCAAAGCUGUUCUGAUAAUGGGAGUCCGCAGAAUGACGACGACAAUAACUGCCCUACAUCUAAUCAUGAGGUUCAAGAUACUUCCGAUGAACAGGCCCACAAAAUUCUGAGUAAGAAAGAAGAUUUUGAAGAGCAGAAAAGAAAACUCUGUGUGGACAAGAACGAUAAAAAGCGUCAAGAAGAAAGCAAGACACAACUUCGGAAGGACAUUUCAAAAAACAGAGUUGAAAUACAAGAGGACAAGAUGGACGACAAUGUUGUCUCCAAGAUGAGGAAACAAAACAGUGAUAACACGCAUGGAAACAAAUCCUUUGAGGGUUCUUAUAAAAAUUCUAAAUCUGAGUCUAGGGAAAAGUUGAAUGGAACCUCUGAGAGAGAACGAGAAUCAAGCACAAAAUCAAAGCCAUCAAAAGAAUCGAAAAACAGAGAGACCUUUUCAUCCAGUGUUAAGCACUCAAAAACAUUAAAAUGGGCCAAAGAGGACAGACCUUUGGAGAUGUCGAGGAGCUCAGAAACUCGAAACAGAAAAAGGAAAAAAACAGACUAUGAAAAGCAUAACAAUCUAAAAGCCCAUCCAGAUCCUGAAAGUGAGAAAUAUUCAAAACACAAAAAGGCCAAAAUGGGGCACCAAGAUGCAAAGAGUAGUGGUGAUGAGGAGGAACCCUCCAUGUCUUUUGAAUCUUACUUGAAUUAUGACGUGAAUGUGGAGAAGAAGAAAGAACAUUCAGGAGUGAAGAAAGCUCCGAAAACGGUCAAGGCUGCAUCAAAAGGGCCAAUAUCAAAGCAUUCAGGGACCAAGCCUCAGAAGUCAUCUGCUUCUUUUCCAGAACAGAAGACACAGGAAUCUUUCAUGCAUUUGAUGGAUGUCCCAUUACCCGUCGCUCUCCCAGAACUGGAAAAGCCUUCAAACAUUGACUACUACUUUGAAAAGAAAGUUGAUAAGGAGCCGGACUUUUGCGAUGUUUCGGAGGAGUCUGUAGUCUUCACUGGUCAGCGACUGAAUAAGAAGAUGCAAGUGUACUCUGGUGCAAAAACCCUUUUCCUCCCGACUAUGAUGAGCUUGUUUCAACAGUGUAUACGCACACUCCAGAACAACCUCCACUUGCUCUAUGAGACCGGUGGAGUCCCAUUUGAACUUCUUGAGCCAGUACUGGAGAGGUGUACACCAGAGCAGCUGCUGCGAAUAGAGGAAUACAACCCAAUAUACAUCGGAGUGACGGACCAUUUAUGGGGAAAACACUGCCAGAGGGAUUUCAAAGACUGCAAACUUCUGGAAUAUGAGUCAUGGAAAGAGAUGCAUAUCAGACUGUCUGAGGAGAGGGAGAGGAAGCUCAAAAGACUGACAAAAACGAUCGUCUCGGCACAAUCUCAGAAGCCGAAGGGACGGCAGGUGAAGAUGGCAUUUAUUCACACCGUUGCUAAGCCGCCAAGAGAUGUGCGAAUUCAGCAGGAAAUUCAUGGAACUGCUGUGCAGCAGCCUCAUCAGCUCAAGUGCAGUAGUAAACAUCAGGAGAACCCAAUGAGAUCCAGUUGCAAUGAGCCCUGCAAGUCUAGCAGCACCAGCAGCUCUGGCGGAAGCAACAACCAAGAUCCUCGCAAAAAAAUAAAAGUUGCUCCAAUGAUGGCAAAGUCCUUAAAGGCAUUUAAGAAACAGUUGGGACGGAGAUGAACUCUAAUAUGUUUCUAUUUACAGGUUGCAUAUGAAGAAUUAUGUACAUUAUCAUUAACUUCAAAUUAUAUUGUGUCUUUAAUGUGAAAUACUGAAAUUAAGUAUUACCAUCCUUUUCUGUUUGAUCUCAAUGAAAUAAAACUGAGAAUGAACUCUGCAAAUCGAA